UUUCACGUUUCCACUUUGCAAAAGUCUGGAUGGGGUCUUCGCAGAGCGCUCAUGGAGGAGAUCUCAAACAAGUCAAGGUGGUGGUGGUUGGCAUGCCGGGCAGUGGAGCAAAGUCUCUAGCUAGUCGCUGGACCACGGACAGCAUGGAGCAGCCAAGCAAUCCAGGUUGGCAAUCUCUUGAGCGACCUUUUGAGAAGAUGCAACUGCAAAUUCUGGCAUUGGGAUCUGCGCGCGGUCUAUGGGAUGAGCACAUUUCUGCUACAGAUGUGCUCGCAUUCGUGGUUGAUGGAAGCGAGCAAUUUGACGAGGUUGCUUUCACGCAUUCAUUUAGUGCGGCACUUGCUCAUCUUCCAGAAGGAGCACCUGUCGUUCUGUUGGUGAACAAGGUAGAUGCAGAUCCUGAAGAAGAAGAAGCUGGAAAGAUGGCUGACAGCCAUGGAUCUGUUGUCCAGGCUAAAUGCAGUGCAGCAGCUGCCGCAUGUGCUGUCUCAAAGGCAGUUCGCCAGUGCAAGGCCUUUUUGGUCAGCGCCAAGACCAGCUACGGAUGCGAUGAGGUAUUGAGGUCAAUAUGUGGAGCCCGCUUGGUGUUCUGAUAGUGAAAGAACCAUAAAGAACCUACAGUGCAGAUUCUCUGUUCUAUAGCACCGCAGAUUCAAGCACCAUUUGAGUCUGGAGAUGUCUGAUGUCUGGACUGUACAUACUGUACACAGAUCAGUUUGAACAUGCCUCUGCAUCAAGGGCAAGCUUGGUACAGUGAGCCGGGAGAAAAAAGGCUCAGAAGAAUGGCUGGCUGGCCAGUCUCACGUUCCAAGCUUGUUCCUCCUUGAACUCUUAGCAGGCCUUGUCGUGCUACAAGAUGCCCUGUUCUGUUCAGAUGCCUGUCACAAGCUUUUUC
Cladocopium goreaui is the source of this 895-nucleotide messenger RNA. The record is from the annotation of a GenBank genome assembly. NCBI's taxonomy places the organism in Eukaryota, Dinophyceae, Suessiales, Symbiodiniaceae.